This is a messenger RNA of Phytophthora sojae, 612 nucleotides long. RefSeq lists its product as hypothetical. Lineage: Eukaryota; Oomycota; Peronosporomycetes; Peronosporales; Peronosporaceae. The transcript is spliced from 2 exons. Bases 1 to 612 code for a protein of 203 amino acids. The record is from RefSeq and is a predicted model, not a curated record.
AUGGAGCAACAACUCGACGCGGAAGGAUUUCUGGAGGGCGUGGACUUCAUCUUGCUACCGUGUGGAGAUCGCAUUCCCGCGGUUCCAGGCAAGUAUCGACUCACUACCCCGCCCGAUUUGAACGAAGUCGCCGAAAAACGUUUUCUGCUGGAGUACGUGUCCCCCUUUCUUACUGUGCGCGAGUACCCCAUGAGCGGCAUCGGAUCAGUGCAGCGAGGCGAACUCAUAACGAAGGCUGGGCGUGCUUGGCUCGUUCCCGACGCUGCCUGUAUGGAUGAACUCACCUUCGCUGGCAUGAUGUCUGGUAAGAAGAUGUCAAAGUUGUCGUAUCCUCCGUGCGUCCCCGCUGUCGUUCUGCAACUUUUGACGGAGACGGUUAACCUGGAAGACGCGCAGGCAAAGAUGGCAGUGUUCAUGGAAGCGGGCACUCGCGAAGGCGUCGUUGUGGAUUCCCGAAAGGGCUGCGUGUGGAUCUACAAGCGAGAUCAAGGCGAACCGCGAUGCGCGUCGCUGGGCCCGAUCGUAUUUGACUCGAUGCCCGAGUUUACGUUGGAUUGUGAUGCGAUCCGCAGUGCGGUGGCCCAGGCUGGUAUGCUGUACUUAAGUAAGUAA